AUGUCUACGUUAAUUGACCACCAAAUUGAGAACGCGAAGCGCGUGUGUCAACGGUGCCUUGUUCAACAGGUUGGUCCUCCCGCGCGGUCCGUCGCGGACGCUACACAAAUCCUCAACACACUGGAAGGUCUUUUAAACAAAUAUGGCGAUUAUUGCAAAUUUUGGAUUGGACCAAAUCUUAAUGUAUGUGUGAAAAAUGCAGGCGAUAUUAGACUGUUGUUAACGAGUAACCAACUUAACAAAAAAGGGCCUUUCUAUGAAGAAAUGAAGUCUUUUAUUGGUUCCGGAAUUUUAUCUGGUGGCCCAAAUUGGCGCAACCACAGAAAAAUAGUGACACCAUCAUACAAUAAGAUAUCAGUGCAAGUUUACUCAAAAGUAUUCAACAAGGAGGCAAGAGAGUUGGCCACAGUUCUCGCCAACAAAAACCCAAAGACCACCUUCAAUGUUUACUGUGACGUUGUACGUUUUACUACGCAAUCUGUCUGCCAAACGCUAAUGGGAUUGUCAAAAGAGGAGUCUAAAAAUGUGAAAAGAAUGGAUGAAAUUGUUGCAUUAACCCAGUCAAUGUACAACAAUAUAUUCGAAAAUAUCGCGCACUGGUGGUUACGUAUACCUGGUGUGAAAAUUCUCACAGGUCGCUGUAAUAAAGAAAAGUACUAUAUUAAGCUCAUACAAGAGUUCACUUCAGAUAUUUUGGAGAGGAGGACAAGGGCGUUGAAUGAAAGUGGAGGAACAAUUGAAGAAUAUAUGGGGAUUGUUGAUAGAUUUAUUUUGUCGGGAGAAGUCAGUGACCAAGAUAAACGAUUUGAAAUAUUUACACUCUUCACAACUAGUCAAGAAGCUUCGGCAAAGUUAGCUUCAGCAGUUCUGUUAUUCUUAGCCCACUUACCGGAAUGGCAACAAAAAGUAUACAACGAAAUCAUGGACGUCCUAGGAACAGACGAAGACGUGACCGAGGAUCAUUUGAAGCAACUGCACAGCCUUGAUUUGGUGUACAAGGAGGCACUUAGAUAUCUCUCUAUUGCUGCAUUUAUACAGAGGAGUGUGGAAAAAGAAAUUACUAUAAAUGAAGGAAAAUUGACGUUACCAGUUGGUACAGCAGUAAUUAUAUCGAUUCAUAUGCUACAUCGGGACCUCUGUCACUGGGAAGAACCAAACAAAGUGAAGCCAGAGAGAUUUCUGCCCGAGAACGUGAAGCAACGAGAUCCUAAUGCUUUUGUGCCGUUUAGCUUGGGUGCUAUGGACUGUUUAGGUAGAGUCUACGCUACAUCUCUUAUAAAAACCUUUGUCGUCCAAACACUAAGGCGAGUUCAGUUGGAAGCAGAUGGAAACAUUGAAGAUUUAGAACUCCACGUUGCCAUCUCAGUGAAGUUCGCGAAGGGAUACAACUUGAGAGCUCGACCACGUACUUGAUCUCGACUUGAGAGUUAAGGGUUGUAGAUUGCAGGUUGUUUAAUUAAUGUAGU
Molecule: messenger RNA, 1466 nt
Organism: Hyposmocoma kahamanoa
Lineage: Eukaryota; Metazoa; Arthropoda; Insecta; Lepidoptera; Cosmopterigidae
Product: probable cytochrome P450 4s3
Exons: 10
Coding region: 1-1413 (470 amino acids)
Molecular function (GO): iron ion binding; oxidoreductase activity, acting on paired donors, with incorporation or reduction of molecular oxygen; heme binding
Source: RefSeq, a predicted model, not a curated record